AUUCGGUUUGUCUGGGAUCUUCCGAGCACCAUGGCUCCAAAAACAGCCAUCACAUUAGUGGACACUGAUAACAUGUUGAAGUUUUUUGAUGAGAAACUGAAUGCUCUUAUUGAAGAUUUUAAAGCAAAUGAAAUAUGGCUAAAAGAAAUCCAGGAGGAAGCCAAGAAGAUGUUUAUCUGUGACUUUAAUGCAGAGCCAGAAUUGAUGCCAAAAACACCUUCAGAAAGAAAACGGCUUAGGAGGCGUUCAUCUGUAAUCUGGGAUUCAAAUAAGAGGUUUUCUAGAAGCCGAAAAAGUUUAAGGCGUUCUUCAGUUCGGUGGCCAAAACUCAUAAACGGGAUCUUCAUGGAAGAUAAUGGUGACUGUAUUAGCAGAACUGAGCAGGCCUGUCCCGUUCGUCUAACACGAUCAGCAUCACGUGCAGCAGCAACAUUGGCAAGUCUAGAAAAUGACAAACACAAUCUUGUCCUAGUUAAUGGUAGAGUUCCACUGGUUGAAUUGUCGCUGAAUGGCAGCAAGACUGCAGAAUUCCAGAAGAGUCAUAUAGCCAAUUUAGCUCAAUCUCUUCUGAGUUCUGAAGAUGUGAACUUGCUUCAAAAAGCGGUUGAAACAAAAAAACCUCUGAGUGAAACUAUUUUGGAAACUGCAGUGAACCUCAGCAGUCCAAAUCACGAAGCAAUGAGGCUGAAAAUAAAUGUUGUUGCCACUAAAGAAAAUGCGGUUACUGGAGAGAUCCGUUCAACUAACUGGGAGUUAGGCAAUACGCCACUGGCAAAUGGGGGUUCCGUCUCUGGGAAAGACGAAAGUAAGCUUGUUCACAACCAUAAUCGCAGAUGGGUACGGAAAAGCAUGAGCAGUCGCCGAUCCAGCUGCUUCAGAUUGAUGGAUAAAUAUUCAUUGAAUGUUCAACGGGCUACCAUGGUGCAGGAAUCCAGAAAAUCUUUGCGUAAAUCAAUUGCCUGGAGAAAAAAUACGCCGGAGUCCUCUGCUUCCAGUUAUCGUAAUGUCAUUCAGAAACUGAAGAAAAAUGCAGAGGAAGAAUGGUGA
Molecule: messenger RNA, 1047 nt
Organism: Rhincodon typus (whale shark)
Lineage: Eukaryota; Metazoa; Chordata; Chondrichthyes; Orectolobiformes; Rhincodontidae
Product: inner centromere protein A-like
Exons: 5
Coding region: 31-1047 (338 amino acids)
Source: RefSeq, a predicted model, not a curated record